Molecule: messenger RNA, 1351 nt
Organism: Nematolebias whitei (Rio pearlfish)
Lineage: Eukaryota; Metazoa; Chordata; Actinopteri; Cyprinodontiformes; Rivulidae
Gene: pcid2
Product: PCI domain containing 2
Exons: 15
Coding region: 115-1314 (399 amino acids)
Biological process (GO): transcription elongation by RNA polymerase II; post-transcriptional tethering of RNA polymerase II gene DNA at nuclear periphery; poly(A)+ mRNA export from nucleus
Cellular component (GO): transcription export complex 2
Molecular function (GO): RNA binding; double-stranded DNA binding
Source: RefSeq, a predicted model, not a curated record
UUGUCCGUCGGAGGAAGUGGUCCGCCUUCCGCUCUGACAGAACCGCGGCUGGACGGAGUUUUUCUGCAUAAAUCGAGAUUUUGAAGGUGUAAACUGAAUCAGCCAGCGGUCAUCAUGGCUCACAUCACCAUCAACCAGUACCUGCAGCAGAUCUACGAGGCCAUUGAUAACCACGAGGGGCCCUUCUGCGCCGAGCUGCUCUCCUUCAAGCACCCGCAUGUCGCCAACCCUCGCCUCCAGCUGUCCAGCCCAGAGGAGAAGUGUCAGCAGGUUCUGGAACCGCCGUACGAUGAGAUGGUGGCAGCUCAUCUCAGGUGCACGCUGGCCGUGUCCAAUCAUGACUUCGUUGAAGCCUACAAGUUCCAGACGCUCGUCGUUCAGUCGUUCCUGAGGGCCUUCCAGUCCCACAAAGAGGAGAACUGGGCGCUGCCCGUCAUGUUCGCCGUCGCUCUGGAUCUCCGGGUGUUCGCCAUCAACGCCGAGCAGCAGUUGCAGAAGAAAGGAAAAGGACAACCAGGAGAAAUGUUGGAGAAAGCAGCUGAGCAGUUAAUGAGCUGUUUCAGAAUCUGCGCCAGCGACAAUCGAGCGGGCAUCGAGGACUCCAAGAAGUGGGGGAUGAUGUUUCUGAGCAACCAGCUCUUCAAGAUCUACUUUAAGAUUAAUAAGCUGCACUUGUGCAAACCUCUGAUUCGAGCCAUUGACAGUUCCACCCUGAAGAACGACUACAGCCCGGCUCAGAAGGUCACCUACAAAUACUACGUGGGCCGAAAAGCCAUGUUCGACAGCGACUUUCAAACGGCGGAGGAGUUCUUGUCUUACGCCUUCCAUCACUGUCACCGCUCCAGCCAGAAGAACAAGAGAAUGAUCCUGAUUUACCUGCUACCAGUUAAAAUGCUGCUGGGUCACAUGCCGACUCCUCAGCUCCUCAGGAAGUACGACCUCAUGCAGUUUGCUGAUGUCACCAAAGCUGUAAGCGAGGGGAACCUGCUGCUGCUGAAUGAGGCUCUGUCCAAACACGAGACCUUCUUCAUCCGCUGCGGGAUCUUCCUCAUCCUGGAGAAGCUGAAGAUCAUCACAUACAGGAACCUCUUCAAGAAAGUGUAUCUGUUGCUGAAGACGCACCAGCUGCCUCUGGACGCCUUCCUGGUGGCUCUGAAGAUGAUGCAGGUGGAGGACGUCGACAUUGACGAGGUGCAAUGCAUCCUGGCCAACCUCAUUUACAUGGGUCACAUUAAAGGUUACAUCUCCCAUCAGCACCAGAAGCUCGUGGUCAGUAAACAAAACCCAUUCCCUCCUCUGUCCUCUGUCUCCUAGACUACAUUACCCACAAUCCCUCUAGGCUGACACGCCC